AUGUCCCUCGCACCCUUUGCAGGCGUGCCCACACUCGGCAAUUACUUCGGCGCGUUGCAGAAUUGGGUCAGAAUGCAGGACGAGACCAAAACGUCUCUGUACAUGGUCGUAGAUCUACACGCAUUGACUAUACCGCAGAAUCCAGACACGCUUCGGGUGGGUAUUCGGGACAUGGCUAUGACGCUACUGGCGAUUGGGCUCGAUCCCCAGAAAUCAAUCAUAUUUCAGCAGUCCAAAGUGCGGCAGCACGCUGAACUCGGGUGGAUUCUGAGUUGUAUAUGCCCAUAUGGCAUGCUGGGAAAGAUGACGCAGUGGAAGGACAAAGGAGUGAAGCAGAACAAACAAGUCGGCCUGUUCACAUACCCGGUGCUACAAGCUGCCGACAUCCUAAUAUAUAGUGCAACGCAUGUGCCUGUAGGGGCAGACCAACGCCAACACCUGGAACUCACACGGGAUUUGGCGGGAAUAUUCAACCACAAAUACGAUACAGAUAUUCUCCGGUUACCCGAGGCCAUAUUCAACUCCUCUGAGAGAGUCAUGUCGUUUCGCGAACCCACCAAGAAGAUGAGCAAAUCAGAUCCCCACGACUACUCUAGGAUAAACUUAAAUGAUUCUGAUGAUUUAAUCAUGAAGAAGCUGCGAAAGGCGGUGACGGAUAGCGAAGACGGAAUAGAAUACGAUCAAGCCAACAGACUGCCGCUAGCCAAUCUGAUAGACCUGGCUGUUGCCGCAACUGGUAAGACACGGGAACAAGUCUGCUCAGAGUGCUCCGGCAUGAACAAGCUACAAUUCAAGGAGUAUCUGGCGCAUCAGCUGAUAGCAAUAGUUGCACCCAUCCGGGAAGAAUACGCUCGUCUUGAGAGCGAUAGGGGUUAUGUCGAUGCGGUACUCAAUGAGGGCUCGUCGCGGGCGUCUGCCAUAGCUGAGCAGAACAUGGUUCGUAUCAAGGAAGUCAUAGGAAUAAAUUAAAUCAUGUCUUUCACUUGUAGUGCCGGUAGUGUUCACACACCUGCACCUGGACAGGACGCACUCUACUGUCCUCUACUUUGGAUCUACGGUUAGGACUUUCGGACUUGUCCUAUUAAUGGGCUGUAGGACGCCGAACGGGUCUAUCUGACGAGACAUGUGAGAGCUAGAUUUGGCAUAAGGGCUAGUCCGUCCCGGUAGUAGGACUACAGACCACGAGUCGAGUAUCUUGUACUAUGCGUAGUUGAGGUAGCAAAAAAUCUACUUCAGUUGAAGCAAUAGUAAACUUGGUGGACGGCCUACUACACAUUACUUAAUAUGCAUUGAGAACUGUGAUACACGCCGUCUGAU
Molecule: messenger RNA, 1317 nt
Organism: Sphaeroforma arctica JP610
Lineage: Eukaryota; Ichthyosporea; Ichthyophonida
Product: tryptophanyl-tRNA synthetase
Exons: 9
Coding region: 1-969 (322 amino acids)
Biological process (GO): mitochondrial tryptophanyl-tRNA aminoacylation
Cellular component (GO): mitochondrion; mitochondrial matrix
Molecular function (GO): tryptophan-tRNA ligase activity; ATP binding
Source: RefSeq, a predicted model, not a curated record